Paramecium sonneborni is the source of this 616-nucleotide messenger RNA. Lineage: Eukaryota; Ciliophora; Oligohymenophorea; Peniculida; Parameciidae. The record is from the annotation of a GenBank genome assembly.
AUUAAAGAUGAUUAUGAAUGAAUCUCUAACAUAAUUGGAGAUGGAAAAAACAGCUUAGUUUUUUAAUCCCAGAAAAACAAUAAUGAAGUAGAAAACCAUGAAAAAAUUGCAACCAAUUGUAGAUGAAUAAAUAAUGAAAGAAUUUUCCAUACCUACAUUUAAUAGAAAGAUAAGCUAAUAAGAAAUCUAUGACUUCGAUUACAUAAUUUAAUAACAACUACAAAAAUAUAGUAGUCAACCAAAUAUAUUGUAAAAUAAUCAAAAUUUUAACAAUUUCUAUCUCAUUAAGUCCUCGCAAUAACCAAAUAAAUUACAAAAACCUUUGAAAUCUCUUCUAGGAGUUUAACAAAGAUUAUUAUUUCCAAAAAAUUAAUCAACUCAUCUCAUUAUUAAUGAAUAAAGUAAAUAAUCUACACCUGAGAAAUGUAGAAGAAACAUAAGAGUAUUACUUAAUCCCUUUAAUUUGGAAAGAAAAUCAUCUGAAAAUUAAUAAAAUAGAAUUUCUUCGUAAAGUUUAAGACCUUCUAAAUCUCAAGGCAAAACUUUCUUACAAAGAAAAGCAUAAAUCGGUGUCUUAAAUAGAAUAUUCUCUUCAAGAUCAUAGGAUUAGAUUUGA